AUGGCCGUCGGCAAAGAGAAAAAGAAUUGCCGAGUUAUCUUGUGGUAUCGCACCAGUGGAGGUCCGCGCGAAAUCUCAAUGGGAUUUUGUCCUCGAAGAAUGGCAUGGCUAGCAAAUGAUUUUGCGCAGGAGCACCUUUGGAAGAUGACUGCUGCCGCACAAAUUUGCCAUCGAGUUGCUUUGACUUCUCAGUUAAGAUUUGAGGAACAGAUUCAGGACAGAAAGCUGAGAAAUAUAGCUUCAAUCCUAUCUAAUGCUAUCUUGCAAUUUUGGAGUUCUGUGGAGGUUCAUGGGGAGCUGGAGGAGACAAGCUUGGGAAUUGAUAAGGAGCCGUGCCAAGAAUCUAGUUGUGAGAAUGGCAGAAAAUGUUUAGCUGCGGGUGUCCAGGAGUAUGCAAGUAGAUUUUUGAAGUAUAACAACUCUUCUAUUCCCUAUCAUUCAGCUGCACCGUCAACAUCCCACAAUAUGUGUGACCCAGAAAUAUUGGAUAGAUCUUUGGUUGAUCAGCUUACAGAAGAAAGCCUCUUUUAUUCAGUUCCAUCUGGUGCAAUGAAGGUGUACCACACGUCCAUUGAGACUCAUCUCGCACGCUUAUUUCUCUGUUCCCAGAAGUCUGGAAAUAGCAUGCAGGAGGAGGUUUAUACAUCAGCCUAUGAUGCUGCUGGAGAUAUAGAAUAUGAUGUCACUGCCUUCGAUGAGGAUGAAGGAGAAACAAGUACCUAUUAUCUUCCUGGAGCUUUCGAAAGUAGCAAAUCAUUUAACCUAAGCCACAAAAAACGGAAGAAUUUGAUGAAGUCUCAUUCUGCCCGGUCAUAUGAUCUUGGAGCUGAUUUAUCAUACGUCAACUACACAGGUGGGUCUAACUCAUUGAAUUUGAUGGCAAAAAGGCCUGCCAGUAAUAACARUGUUGGCUCAGUUCCGACGAGGCGCRUGCGCACUGCCUCCAGGCAGAGGAUUGUGAGUCCUUUUGGCUGUGCUACUGCUGGGAGUUUACCAGUGCCCUCAAAAACAGAUGCGUCUAGUGGGGAUACUAGCUCUUUUCAGGAUGAACAAAGUAGUUUGCAUGGUGGAUCGGCAGUUCAAAAAGGCACAGAGGUUGAUUYAAGUGGUAAUUUUGAGAAGCAGUUACUUUAUGACAUGACUGAAAUUUCAGCAAAACCUAAAAAGAAGAAGAAGACUCAUCUGGGAUCUGCAUAUGACCAAAUCUGGCAUCUUGAUUCGUCAGUCCAUGCUGAACAGGGAAAGCACGCCAGAGUUCAGAAGGACCACUGGAAGAAGCGAGCAGAGAAUCAUUUCAAUAUGAAUGUUCUUCAGCGGUUGGGGGAAGCCUCAGCCUCACUUUUCCUUUAUAAAUCAAUGAAAGAUUUCGUUCUUGAACCAACCAACCCAAAUGGAACCAAGAAGAAAGACAUCUGUUCUUAA
Messenger RNA from Arabis nemorensis, 1422 nucleotides. NCBI's taxonomy places the organism in Eukaryota, Viridiplantae, Streptophyta, Magnoliopsida, Brassicales, Brassicaceae. The record is from the annotation of a GenBank genome assembly.